Chrysochloris asiatica (Cape golden mole) is the source of this 1368-nucleotide messenger RNA. It is a transcript of the gene CDK2, whose product is annotated as cyclin-dependent kinase 2. The record is from RefSeq and is a predicted model, not a curated record. The transcript is spliced from 7 exons. Gene Ontology annotation, molecular function: cyclin-dependent protein serine/threonine kinase activity; ATP binding; cyclin binding. Gene Ontology annotation, cellular component: cyclin-dependent protein kinase holoenzyme complex; cytoplasm; nucleus. The coding region runs from base 236 to 1132 and encodes 298 amino acids. NCBI's taxonomy places the organism in Eukaryota, Metazoa, Chordata, Mammalia, Afrosoricida, Chrysochloridae. Gene Ontology annotation, biological process: regulation of gene expression; protein phosphorylation; signal transduction.
GCGGGAAGGAGGGGCGGGGCCUCUGGUGGCGGUCAGGAACUGGGGAAGACGGCAACAUUGUUUCAAGUUGGACAAAUUGACAAGAGCUAGAGAAACACUGCGUUCCAUCCCCACUUCGGGCCUCUGUGCCUGGUGGCGUCUCUUUCUCCUCGGCUCCCAAGAGUCUGGGUCCGUUUUCUGUAGGGUUCCCAGGCCCCCGCUCCAGGGCCAGGCUGACCCGACUCGCUAGCGCUUCAUGGAGAACUUCCAAAAGGUGGAAAAGAUCGGCGAGGGCACGUACGGAGUUGUGUAUAAAGCCAAAAACAAGGUGACGGGCGAAGUGGUAGCACUUAAGAAAAUCCGAUUGGACACUGAGACAGAGGGUGUACCCAGUACUGCCAUCCGAGAGAUCUCUCUGCUGAAGGAACUUAACCACCCUAAUAUCGUCAAGCUGCUGGAUGUCAUCCACACAGAAAACAAACUUUACCUGGUUUUUGAGUUUCUGCAUCAGGAUCUCAAGAAAUUCAUGGAUGCUUCUGCUCUCACUGGCAUUCCUCUUCCCCUCAUCAAGAGCUAUCUUUUCCAGCUGCUCCAAGGACUAGCUUUCUGCCAUUCUCAUCGGGUUCUGCACCGAGAUCUCAAGCCACAGAAUCUGCUUAUCAAUGCAGAGGGGGCCAUCAAGCUAGCAGACUUUGGACUAGCCAGAGCCUUUGGAGUCCCUGUUCGUACUUAUACCCAUGAGGUGGUAACCCUGUGGUACCGAGCACCUGAAAUCCUUCUGGGAUGCAAAUACUACUCUACAGCUGUGGAUAUCUGGAGCCUGGGCUGCAUCUUUGCAGAGAUGGUGACCCGCAGGGCACUAUUCCCUGGAGACUCUGAGAUCGACCAACUCUUCCGGAUCUUUCGAACUCUGGGAACCCCAGAUGAGACAGUUUGGCCAGGAGUUACUUCUAUGCCUGAUUAUAAGGCGAGUUUCCCCAAGUGGGCCCGGCAAGAUUUUAGCAAAGUUGUGCCUCCCCUGGAUGAAGAUGGACGGAGCUUGUUAUCGCAAAUGCUGCACUACGACCCCAACAAGCGCAUUUCAGCAAAGGCAGCUCUGGCUCACCCUUUCUUCCAAGAUGUGACCAAGCCAAUACCUCACCUUCGACUCUGACGCCUUUCCACCAGCCCCCACCCUCAGUUUCACCCUCUCCUCUAGUGUAUGCCUGACCGGGCUUGGGUCUGGUUGUUGAGACUCAGGUGGGCCCACUGAUCUUGUCUGGUUGCCUUAACACUCAUCUUGACCUUUUGGCCAGUCAGCUCGAGGGAUAUAGAAAAUGGAGGGGAAGGAGGAGUGGGAAUGAAAGAGUUUUAUUAUUACAUGCACUUAAGUCAGUUUCUCUACCACCC